AUCUGAUACUUCACACUGACAGGAAGAUUUUUGAGUCUGAGCAGAGAAGUGUCUUCUGGACCGAACUCUGGAUGAAAUGAAGCUUGAACAGAAAAACUGGGAAGAUAGGAAAAAUGACUUCUGCCCGCUGGAUCUGGGCUUGUUUCAGGCGCUGGAGAGAGAAAGGGUCUUGGAGGUCCUUCAGAGAGACAAAGCACUACGAACCAUCGAUGCAGACAGAGUCAGGAGGCUCAGAGUAGAACUUCACGGACUCUGUCGGCAGACCUCGAGGAUCAUUACUCGUCCAUUCGGUCAGCGGUCGUGUGCUCGGUGUCAGCGUGUCCUGGGGAAGUUCUGGGACUGUGGCUCCGUGUGCUGUGGAUGCAGUCACCGCAUCUGCAGCCGCUGUCGGGUCGUCCGCUCUGCACACGAAUGGAAGUGCACGGUGUGUCACGCAUACAGGGAAUUUAAGAUCAAAUCUGGCGAAUGGUUUCUGGAACAGCAAGCGAAGAAAUAUCCGGGUGUCAAAGAAAACAGCGAAACCACAGGAGACAAGAUGUUAGAGUCUUAUCAGCGGCUCAGCUUCAUCGCAGUCGUGCCUCCAACUCCUCCUCCAUUUUACAAUCCACCAUCAUUUAACAGAUUAGAGGAACACAAAAAGCCUUUCACGAAGUCGGUGGAGAACCUGGUGGCAUCAGUCAGUGCUCACAUUAAAAAACUGUCCAAAUCUCAGAAUGAUUUGAGCGAUGCGGCCGGUCAGCUGACGGUGGAUCACGGGCACAUGAUGUACUCGCGGCGUAAGAGUCUGUCAGACGGCGCCAUCAGAAAAGCUCUGUGCAAAGUUCCGAGUUUACCAAUUCUGUCCACAGCGCAAUCCACUUCAACAAGCACACUUUGCUUGACAGAUGAUGAUGUUUCAUACACAUCCGCAUACAGCGAUGAUCAGCGGGACAGCAACAGCAGCACUGGGAUGGACUCUGCGCUGUUUGAAAACACUAAUAGUGUGACUGGAGAAAUCGAGGCAGUUUUGGCCUACAACAACAGGACGUCCUGUUUGGAGAUUACGAUCAAAGCCUGCAGAAAUUUGAUGUUCAGAGAUACGAAGAAGAAAUGUCAUCCGUAUGUGAAGGUCUGUUUGCUUCCAAAGAAAUGUCACAAUUUUAAGAUGAAGACAGCAGUGAGGAGAGGGAAUAACCCGGUUUACAACGAAACCUUUACAUGUGUGUUGUCUGCUGAUCUGCUGUCCAGCGCUGUGCUCCAGCUCUCCGUCUGGCACAGUCGAGGACUCAAGCGGAGACUGUUUCUGGGAGAGACGCUCGUCCGGCUGGCAGACGUGGAUCUGGAGGACACAGACUCUCAGCGCCCGCUCUGCUGCACACUCAAUCCAAAGGCUCCUCCGCUGGGUGGAGACGCGGAGCUGCAGUUCACCUCAGUGCUGCUGCCGAUCCAGGCUCAGUUCCACAUUCUGCCGCACAACAACACACAGACACACGGUGUUUUAUUAGGAGCUCCAGGCCAGCUCACGGUUCUCCUCACAGAUGUGUCCAAGCUGCUCUCCGUGUCUAAAACCGCUCACAUCGAGGGAAUCCUUUGCCUUCCAGGAAACAAAGAUUUGGUGCGGAAAACUCCAGCAUUGAAGAAAACUGAAGGCGGUAUCCGAAUGAGCUUCAGCAGUCUGAGCCGACAGGAGCUCCAGCAGGCCACACUCACACUCAACCUGUGGGAGAAAAGCUGCUUGCUCGCAUCAGCACGGCUGGACAAAGAAUCCUCAUGGCAGCAUCUCCAGCGGAUGCCAGGAGUUUGGCAGGACUUCAGUCUUCAGCUUCAAGCAAACGUGAGGUCGUGAUGAAGAGCAAAAUCCUUUCCUUCAACCUACAGACCCUGACUGCAUUCCAGUUGUUUUUCAUGCUCUUUACAUGCUAACUUCCCUAGCUCUCCAAUGUACUCCAUUGAUUACAUCACACAAGUGUCAUUGCUGGCAGAACAUCUGAACGGGUUUAAAUGGAACGCCCAUAACCCUUGAGCACUCGGGAACUACACACUUGUGACGUCACAAUUGUAUUAUAUAGGUCAGGGGUGUCCAAACUCGGUCCUGGAGGGCCGGUGUCUUGCUGAGUUUAGCUCCAACUUGCUUCGACACACCUGCCAGGAGGUUUCUAGUAUAUCUAGCAGGAGCUUGAUUAGCUGGUUCAGGUGUGUUUGAUUAGGGAGCUAAACUCUCCAAGACACUGGCCCUCCAGGACCCAGAGUGGACACCCCUGGUACAGGUGCUAGAAUAGACAUAUGAAGCCACCUCACUCCUUUAAUCAAAAUCAAGGGAUCAAGGGCAUGUCCAUGUAAGCUUCCCUCGUACACUUGAUGAAGUGGAAUGUACUUUAAAAUGGCAUUGGGGAUUUCCCUAUGGCAGGGGUCACCAAACUUGUUCCUGGAGGGCCGGUGUCCUGCAGAUUUUAGCUCCAACCCUAAUCAAACACACCUGAACAAGCUAAUUAAGGUCUUACUAGGUAUUCUUGAAACAAUCAAGCAGGUGUGUUGAGGCAAGUUGGAGCUAAACCCUGCAGGGACACCGGCCCUCCAGGACCAUGAUAGGUGAUCCCUGCCCUAAGGCAUGGGUCUCAAACUAGAUUCCUGAAAGGGCUGCAGCUUUGCACAGUUUUGCUCCAACCCUAAUCAUUCAUUUUCUUUUCGGCUUAGUCCCUUUAUUAAUCUGGGGUCACCACAGCGCAAUGAACCGCCAACCGGAUGCCCUUCCAGCUGCAAUCCAUCACUGGGAAACACCCAUACACUAAAAUACAGCUAAAAUCUGCAGAGCUGUAGCACUCCAGGAACUGAGUUUGAGACCGCUGCCCUAAGGGAACAAGUGAAGGGAAGUUAGCAAGUGUGUCUAAAAGUGGACAAACAGGACGUCAUCGGUUCAUCACUUAUUAUUUAACGAAUAUUGUUUCAUAAAUUUGUAUUAUUUAAUCAUCUAAACAGAGUAUCUGCCAUCAUAUUA
Molecule: messenger RNA, 2974 nt
Organism: Danio aesculapii
Lineage: Eukaryota; Metazoa; Chordata; Actinopteri; Cypriniformes; Danionidae
Gene: sytl3
Product: synaptotagmin-like 3
Exons: 16
Coding region: 77-1825 (582 amino acids)
Biological process (GO): exocytosis; intracellular protein transport
Cellular component (GO): exocytic vesicle; plasma membrane
Molecular function (GO): neurexin family protein binding; small GTPase binding
Source: RefSeq, a predicted model, not a curated record